Molecule: messenger RNA, 264 nt
Organism: Diabrotica balteata
Lineage: Eukaryota; Metazoa; Arthropoda; Insecta; Coleoptera; Chrysomelidae
Source: the annotation of a GenBank genome assembly
AUGGAAGUAAAAGCUGAAAUUAAGGAUGAGUUUGUUGAAGAUGACUUAAAAUAUACAAAAAAUCAGCUAUCCACAUCCCUUAAUCUGGAUGACUUAGGGAAUGAACCAGAAGAUAGCCCAGUUACGACAGUAAAAGCUGAAAUUAGUGAAGAGUUUUCUGAAGUUGACUCAAAAUAUAUAAAGAGGCAAUUAUCUGCAUCUCCCAAUCUGGGAGUCUUGAAGAAUGAACCAGUUGAAUAUAAUUCAGUUAAUGAAUAUGUAUGA